Messenger RNA from Neocloeon triangulifer, 2147 nucleotides. RefSeq names its product succinyl-CoA:3-ketoacid coenzyme A transferase 1, mitochondrial (gene SCOT). The record is from RefSeq and is a predicted model, not a curated record. The transcript has 11 exons. NCBI's taxonomy places the organism in Eukaryota, Metazoa, Arthropoda, Insecta, Ephemeroptera, Baetidae. Gene Ontology annotation, molecular function: succinyl-CoA:3-oxo-acid CoA-transferase activity. Bases 411 to 1991 code for a protein of 526 amino acids. Gene Ontology annotation, biological process: ketone body catabolic process. Gene Ontology annotation, cellular component: mitochondrion.
ACUCUCCGCGGGUUGCAAUCGAGGUCAGUGGCCCACAAACUUUGAAGGGCGACGCACUUGUGUUGGCGUGCGUUCGCCCAGCAGCGAUCGGCCGCGUGCCGAGUCGGAUCCGAUUAAAUUUCUGUCGACAUUACGAACGUGCCCCUCGGGGCCGUUUUGUAUCGACUGAACGGUCUCGCGGAGCCGUCUCGGGGCGUCAUACCGAGCCGGACACCUAACCACCACCCAGGUGUCCGGGCGACCUCGUCAAUUGGGUCGCGCCGCGGGCCACCACUCACAUCAGAAGCCGCCCUUCAGCGAGAGGACGUCACCAUUGUCGCUGGAACAAGACGGACUGCAUCGAGGAACACCGAAGUCGAUGAAACCUCUCUCCGAAAUUCGGUGCUACAGCAAGGUCAAAUCCAAUCAAGAUGAGUCCGGCGCACGUCAAGUCCCUUUCCUCACUGUGGACCACUGGACGUCACUUCAAACUUUUCUAUUCCGUUUCGGCAGCUAGAUUUUCUCAGUGUUACUCGACUGGCAACAAAAAUGGCAAAGUCUACCCUUCAGCCUUGGAGGCUGUCAAGGACAUCCCGAACGGAGCAACUUUGCUAGUUGGAGGUUUUGGACUUUGUGGCAUCCCUGAGAACCUGAUCAGCGGGUUGCUGACGACAGGGGUGAAUGGCCUGACGGUGGCCAGCAACAACGCUGGCGUGGACACCUUUGGCCUGGGGCUGUUGCUCAAGAAAAGGCAAAUCAGCAAAAUGAUUGCCUCGUACGUGGGCGAAAACGCAGAGUUCGAGCGACAGUACCUGAGUGGUGAGUUGGAGGUGGAGCUGACGCCGCAAGGCACGUUGGCUGAGAAGAUCAGGGCUGGCGGCGCAGGCAUCCCUGCCUUCUUCACCCCCACAGGUUUCGGCACCCUUGUGUCCGAAGGUGGCGCCCCUCUAAAGUACGCACCUGGCGGCGCCAAGGUCGAGAUCGCCAGCUCGGGGAAGGAAGUCCGAGACUACAACGGACGCAGCUACAUCCUUGAGGAGGCCAUCACUGGGGACUUUGCCUUGGUCAAGGCUUGGAAGGCGGACAAAGCUGGAAAUCUCAUUUUCAGAAAUACUGCUCAAAAUUUCAACCCGUCAAUGUGCAAGGCUGGAAGAAUCACAAUUGCUGAGGCAGAGGAAAUUGUUGAAAUUGGAGAACUUGACCCCAAUCAAAUUCAUGUACCUGGCGUUUAUGUACAGCGCGUUGUAAAGGGCGAGAGUUACGAAAAGCGUAUUGAGAGACUCACCCUGAAAAAGGCAGCUGGAGCCAAAAGCUCCGCCAAAGUUAAUCCAGCCACAGCGCACAGAGAAAGAAUUGUGAGAAGAGCAGCUUUGGAGUUUAAGGACGGCAUGUAUGCCAAUCUGGGAAUUGGCAUGCCCAUGCUGGCCAGCAACUACAUCCCGGCAGGUGUCAAUGUAACUUUGCAAAGUGAAAACGGAAUUCUGGGACUUGGACCUUUCCCUGAACCAGGUCAACAGGACCCUGACCUCAUCAACGCUGGAAAAGAAACAGUUACCACCCUGCCAGGCGCUGCCUUUUUCUCAAGUGAUGAAAGUUUUGCAAUGAUUCGAGGAGGACAUGUCAAUUUGACCAUCUUGGGAGCCAUGCAAGUCUCUCAGAGGGGAGAUCUUGCCAACUGGAUGAUUCCUGGCAAAAUGGUGAAGGGAAUGGGAGGUGCCAUGGACCUGGUGUCCGCACCUGGCACAAAAGUGGUUGUUACCAUGGAGCACACAGCCAAGGGUGGUGCUCACAAAAUCUUGGAGACAUGCAAUCUUCCUCUCACAGGACAGCAAUGCGUUGACACAAUUAUCACAGACCUGUGCGUCUUCCAAGUUGACAAGGAGGCUGGUGAACUGGAGCUGACCGAAAUUGCUGAGGGGGUCAAAGUUGAGGAAAUUGUUGCGGCGACCGGAUGCACCUUCAGAAUUGCCAGUGAAGUCAAGCCCAUGGCGCAGGUGGAGGUUGAUGAGUAAAUCAACACUUUGUUAACAAGGCAGAUAUUGAUAUUUUUAUAUUUGUUAUUUUUUUAUAUAAUUAUUGUGAACAAUGAGUAAUUAUCUGCCUCAAAAUAAAACUGUUAUGCUUAAAUAAAACAAUGACGAAUACAAAUAUUAAAAGUUUUUUUUAUU